AUGGCGAGCGCCGAGUUGCGAACAGAGCUGGAGCAGCGGCUCGGCGCCUUGGCCAUCCGCACGGAGGUCGUGGAGCACCCGGAGGUGUUUACAGUUGAAGAAAUGAUGCCUCAUAUUCAACAUCUGAAAGGAGCACAUAGUAAAAACUUAUUUCUUAAAGACAAAAAGAAAAAAGGCUAUUGGCUGGUGACAGUUCUUCAUGAUAGACAAGUUAAUUUAAACGAUCUUGCCAAACAGUUGGGUGUUGGGAGUGGAAAUCUGAGGUUUGCUGACGAAUCAGCCAUGCUGGAAAAAUUAAAAGUUGGCCAAGGGUGUGCCACACCGCUAGCACUCUUCUGUGAUAACGGAGAUGUGAAAUUUGUUCUGGAUUCUGCUUUUCUGGAAGGUGGACAUGAAAAGGUGUAUUUCCAUCCAAUGACCAAUGCUGCAACCAUGGGAUUAAGCCCUCAAGACUUUCUCACAUUUGUGAAGAAGACAGGACAUGAUCCCUUAAUUCUAAAUUUUGAUAAGAACUGA
Molecule: messenger RNA, 516 nt
Organism: Chrysochloris asiatica (Cape golden mole)
Lineage: Eukaryota; Metazoa; Chordata; Mammalia; Afrosoricida; Chrysochloridae
Product: prolyl-tRNA synthetase associated domain-containing protein 1-like
Exons: 2
Coding region: 1-516 (171 amino acids)
Molecular function (GO): aminoacyl-tRNA deacylase activity
Source: RefSeq, a predicted model, not a curated record